Molecule: messenger RNA, 1065 nt
Organism: Penicillium salamii
Lineage: Eukaryota; Fungi; Ascomycota; Eurotiomycetes; Eurotiales; Aspergillaceae
Source: the annotation of a GenBank genome assembly
AUGCUCCAUUAUCGCACACAAGGGUACAACGGUUGCGCCGUGAAGUACUCUCCUUUCUUCGACAAUAGGCUUGCUGUCGCAAGUUCAUCAAACUUCGGCCUCGUUGGAAAUGGACGCCUUCACAUUCUUGAGCUGACCGCGAACGGAAUUCAACCUUUAAAAUUCUUUACAACACAAGACUCCCUCUACGACCUCGCAUGGUCUGAAAUCCACGAGAAUCAAGUCCUCGCCGCAUCAGGUGACGGUAGCAUAAAGCUCUUCGACUGCACAGCGAAUGACUUCCCCGUCUCAAACUGGAAAGAGCAUGCGCGCGAGGUUUUCAGCGUGAACUGGAACCCCGUAGCAAAAGAUCGCUUUUGCUCAAGUAGUUGGGAUGGCACAGUUCGCAUUUGGUCGCCUCAUCGCCCGCAAUCUCUUCUCACUCUCCCAACCCACAGCUGCACCUAUUCUGCCUCCUUUUGCCCGCAUAACCCAGACCUCAUCUCAUGCGUGACAUCAGACUCGUAUGUGCGUGUUUUCGAUCUUCGCACUCCCGCAUCCGCUUCAAACCAUCUCGUCACUCAAAUUCCUAUCCAUGCGGCUCCUGCUGCGCCCGCGAUCCCCGGCCAGCCCGGUGGCCCUACCCCGCCUGCGGAGGCUCUAACCCAUGACUGGAACAAGUACCGUCCUACCGUUCUUGCGACCGCGGGUGUUGAUCGCGCUAUUCGAACAUUUGAUAUUCGUGCGCCGCAACAAGGCCCGUUGUGUACCAUGCUUGGGCAUGAAUACGCUGUUCGAAAACUAGCUUGGUCCCCUCAUCUUUCUAAUGUUCUCUUGAGUGCCAGUUAUGAUAUGACAUGUCGUGUAUGGAACGAUCGGUCAGAUGCGAACCCCGCAGGUGAUAUGGAUAUCAUGCGCGGUGGUCCUGCAGGCCCCGUGGUUGGUGCAGAGCUGGGGCGCAUGGGUAGACAUACUGAGUUUGUCACCGGCGUGGAUUGGUGCUUGUUCGGAAAUGAAGGCUGGUGUGCCAGUGUUGGGUGGGAUGAGAGUGUAUAUGUCUGGGAUGUACGAGCGGCGAUGGCAUAG